This is a messenger RNA of Olea europaea var. sylvestris, 2662 nucleotides long. RefSeq lists its product as uncharacterized. The record is from RefSeq and is a predicted model, not a curated record. Lineage: Eukaryota; Viridiplantae; Streptophyta; Magnoliopsida; Lamiales; Oleaceae. The transcript has 14 exons. Bases 117 to 1871 code for a protein of 584 amino acids.
CAUUUUAAAAGGUACCCGUCCAGCCCUCCUCUGGUUUGGUCGCGACGUCCUCUCUCGGCCGCCAACCCUCGUAGAGACUAGCAAUUUCUCCUUCUACACCGGUUGGUUAUAACUCGAUGGUGAAUCCCAAGGCAUGGCGAAUCAUUCCAAGACCCUUACUGGAAACUGUCCUUAACAACCACGUGCAACACCACCGCGUUCCUCAGCCCCUCAUCCUUCACGGCCCCCGCGGUGUUGGCAAAACCACCCUUAUUCUCGAACGUCUGCUUGGAAGAUGGAACUCAGACCCUCAUAUUACUGGCUACGUGGACUUUGCAGAGUCGAUAAAGGAGUACCAUCCAAAGUAUGGCCACUCGUAUCCAUGGACCUCGUGGACCACUUGCCCACCUCCUCAACUGGCAACUCUGAAAAGUCAGCUUGAAAACUGCCUUGAAUCCAUGGCUCAAAAUGCCAUCAAACUUGGCUCCAUUAGCUCCCACCAAAUAUUCUCUACUCUUACCAAAUGGCACAGUCCUGUCACUGCCCUCAACAAAAUUCUAAAUACUGAAAGUAAUUUUGCAGCAUCCAGAAUGCCUGUAGUUAAUCAUAAUGGAAACAAGGGUUCCAUAUUGAAUCUAUGGGACAGGGCGGUUUUUAGAUUAUCUGCUGGAUUGAAUGAACAAGAGUUAGAUGGGUUCUUGGAUAAGAGGGCGAGUGUAGAGGAGGGAUCAUAUUAUAGAGACGCCAUGGCGGCGCUGAAGUUGGCCAAGGAGGUGAUUAGGAUUCAGGAAAAAUGGAGGGGGAAUGCAAUUCAGCAUUUGAACAAUAAGGGUGGGUUUUCACGGUCCUUGGCUAAUUCGGCUACUGAUUGGCCUUGUUUGUUGCUUGAACUGCUGUCUUCAGCUGCUGAAAUGGACUAUUUUCAGGAUUUGCUGGUCAAAUGCCAAUUCUUACAAUUUUGGCCGAAGCUGGUGAUGAAUAACAUUGAGAUUCUGAAGUGUGCUGUUUCUACGGAUGAUACAACAAUAUGUGGAUCCAUGUACCAUGACAGUCUAAUCUGGAGAAUAAUAGCUCUGGGUGCAAACGAAAGAUGUCUUCCAGUUCUUCUUGUAACAUCAGAUAGCUACUACUCAUACCGAGCUUUUAUGGAUUUUGGAUUUCCUGAUAUUUUUAUCUCCCGUGAGACAUUUGGAUGGACCCCAGCAGAAGCGAAAAUGCACAUGGUUGAUGACUAUUUUAGUCAAUCUGAGUGGACUAUGAUUGUUGAGGUGUUGGGGCCAAAUCCAAGACAUCUUUUUGAAGUUUACGCGCUAAAGCUGAGUAAUUAUUACCAUGACAUAAAUGAAGCCUUGGAAUGCAGGGAAAUAAAUGAAAAGGGCAGUACCUUUGAAGAUAUUGUGGAUGCAUAUUUAGCAAAUUUGCAAGUAAAUGUGGUUAAUCCCGCCAUGGAUGAAGCAUUGCUGCUGCUGCAAAAGUUUGCUAUUGAUGCACGAAGUGGAAAAAUCUCAAAAGAUAGAUUACGAUUUGGGGCUCCGUGGAGGCAUCCUCCAAAAUCAGAUAAUCUUCAUUUAUGGGCUAAAGUUCAGCUAAUGGACUUUGUCCAGUCUUUAGUCAGUGCAGAAUUCGGGGUUAACUAUCUUGCUGAUUGUAGUCUUGAGAUUUUUGAUGAUCCUUCAGCCACUGCACUGCUCGAGGUUGGUUUACUGUAUGCCCAACGGGAUCCGUCCUUUAUUCGCCCCAUAUCUCGUGGUAUUCAGCGAUGCCUUGUGAGAUGGCUUGUUCAAGAGCAGAUGCACCUGAGUUUGAAAAGCUCCCUUCAGUAUCGGUGGCAGCGUUUUAUUCGGGGUCGUAGCUAUCGUCAUUUGAUGUUAGAAGCUGGGUACGACAAAUAGGGAAUGGCGGGUUCAAAUGCCGUGACUUAUUCUUUUAUUGGUUCAGAGCUCUCUUUGAUCAUCAAACCACCGAGCAAGUCAUCUUUCAUGAUAUGUCAAUUUACAGAAGAGCAGCAGAUGUUGCAGUGCUGAUUUCCAGAAUCAUAAGACGUUCUCUAACUUGCUACUCAUGUGCUUCGAUUCAUUGGGGAAUUUUUUAACUAGGUAUGAACCGUUUCCAUUCUCUACUUUUCAUGAAGUCCCGAGUAACGACACUAUACGAGGAUCUAAUAAUAAGUGGCAAAAUAUCAAAUAGUUAAUGGCCUUCAUUAAUUUAUCUAAUGAUACAAAUGCUAGAAGCUGGGACAUUAUUUUUCUGCCCAACUAAGGUCGACUAUUACAUGAUAAGAUGUACUUUUUUCGAUUGCAGUCAUCUGUAUCUGCUUGGCAUGGUGUUUAUGUUUAUCCUGGAGAAAUCAUAGUAUAAAUGCAAAGCCUGCUCUAUAAAUGACAUUUGAGGAAGUUGUAAAUUUUUCUGAAAGCACAAACUUAAAAGACCCACCUUGGAAUCCAAUGAUAAGGGCCCUCAUUCACAGGUGCUAGCAUCAAAAUGUGUUUUUAGGAAUUUGGAAAGAGAAUAAUAUUCUAUGGGUAUUGUUUCAAGAUUUUGUGUAUAGGAAUUAAAUUAUAAUUUACUAGGUCGAGAGAGCAAACAUUGAUUUUCGAUAAGUUUGGGAUGUAUGCUUCCUCAAAUUAUAAUGACCAUUGCAUGGUUUAAACGAUUUCUUUGUAUGUUUUGAUCGUUACUUUUA